ACCAGCAGACCAGCAGCUGCACCUCAGUGACUCCACUCUGACCCCCCCACUGCGUUUCAGUUAGUGGGACCCCUGAGGCAGCCUGCUCGAGCCACCUCUAUAAAUAAAAUCUUCCUUUUUUUUUUCUCUUCAAAUUGACUUUUACAACAUUGACACAAUGACAGAAGGGAACAACGUACCUGAAGGUGAUGCGGCAGAGAGCACCGUGGUGCCGGCGGAGGAGAAGCGUCCGGAGGAGGCGGCGGCGGUGGAGGAGAAGAAGGAAAACGGGGACAGCAAAGUGAACAUCCCGGAGAAGGAGUCCGCGCCAGAGGCAGCAGCGGCGGCGGAGGCUGAGUUUGUGCACCCGGAGGGCGGCUGGGGGUGGGUGGUCAUGCUGGCCUCCAUGUGGUGCAACGGCUCCGUGUUCGGGAUCCAGAACGCCUUCGGGCUGAUGUUCCUUUCCCUGCUGAAGGAGUUCGGCUCCGUGGAUGACCAGGACCUCCGCUUCAGGACAGCAUGGGUGGGCUCCCUUUCCAUGGGGAUGAUCUUCUUCUGUUCUCCCAUCGUCAGCAUCUUCACCGACAUGCUCGGCUGCAGAGUUACCGCAGUUGGUGGCGCUGCUGUUGGCCUUGUCGGCCUCCUGGCCAGCUCCUUUGUUUCGUCCCUGGGCGUCAUGUACUUCACCUAUGGCAUUGUGUUCGCAUGUGGCUGCUCUUUUGCCUACCAGCCCAGCCUGGUCAUCCUGGGCCACUAUUUCAAGAAGCGUCUGGGUCUGGUGAACGGCAUCGUGACGGCAGGAAGCAGCAUCUUCACCAUGACCCUGCCCUUCGUGCUGUCAGGCCUGCUAGAACGAGUGGGCCUUCACAACACCAUGCGUGUCCUCUGCAUCCUCAUGUUUGUGCUGAUGCUGGCUGGCUUCACCUACAGGCCCCUGCUGCCCGUGAAACCCGUUAGCUCCCAAACAGGAGGCUCACGCAUAAGACAGAUUUUUAACGUCAACAUCUGGAAGUCUUGGGGAUAUCGCAUUUGGGCAUUCGGCAUCCCUGCAGCCCUCUAUGGCUACUUUGUGCCUUAUGUUCACCUGAUGAAUCACGUGGAGGAGCGUUUUGGAGCAGACACUAACAAAGAGAUUCUGCUCAUGUGCAUCGGCAUCACGUCAUGUUUUGGCCGACUCAUCUUCGGCAGAGUGGCAGACUACAUUACGGGAGUCAACAAAAUUUACCUGCAGGUGACUUCCUUCUUCAUCAUCGGCCUCAUGUCCAUGAUGAUCCCCCUGUGUUACAUCUUUGGCGGACUGAUUGCUGUGUGCCUGCUCAUGGGGCUGUUCGAUGGCUGCUUCAUCUGCAUCAUGGCCCCCAUCGCCUUCGAGCUGGUCGGUCCCAACGACGUGUCCCAGGCCAUUGGCUGCUUGCUGGGCCUGAUGUCUGUGCCCAUGGUUGUGGGGCCUCCAAUUGCAGGUUACCUGAGGGACACACUGGGCAGCUACGACGUGGCCUUCUACCUGGCAGGUGUCCCUCCGAUCAUCGGCGGUGCUCUGCUGUGUCUGAUUCCUUGGGUGGAGGCCAAACGCAAGAGGGCGGAGAACAAGGAGACCCUGAGGACGGAGCAGGACGUCACCCAGAAGAUGAUAGAGAGCGAGAAGGCUGUGGUAGAAUCACACAACAAAACCGGAGAGUCCGUCCUCUAAGUCUCCUCCUGAGCAAACUGAAAAAGAGACACAUGGAGUCAGACUGAGGCUGCUGCUGACCGGCAGUAUUAAGAUACUGUGUGUGUGUGUGUGUGUGUGUGUGUGUGUGUGUGAGUGAGUGUGGUGUGUGUUAAGAUUGUAACGGCUGCAUUCAGUAGGAGAAAAUGCCAAAGUGUUGAAACAUAUCAGAGUCAUAGGCUGAAGUACAGUUGAACAUGAAUGUGAUCCUGAAGAACUACGCAUCAGACUGAACUGCUCCUACAGCCGGCAAACUUGAGAUUUAAAAUGAAAAUGAGGAAAACUGCACAUUUCAUUUUUGUCACAAGGGGAAGCAUGCUGUUCUUACUAUGAACGCAGCGUGAAAGCUGCAGAUUCAGUCUUUAGCCAGCGUCUCAACUAUCAGCCUGCAUUCUUGGUAGCUGUGUGGGCUUGUUAUUCUUUACAGUCAGUUUUCAACACUACCGUAUAGUUUUAGAUGUGCAAAUGUGACAUAAAUAGAACAUAUAUUGGCUUAUACAAGAAAGGAGACCAGUAAUGUGUAGGAGCAAACUGGUCUUCUAAAGAUUUCUCUUUUUAAACCCUCCGUCUUUAUUUCUUCCGGUGUGCAUUCACACUGGACUCCGUUCUCAGUCUUGAGGCAUGCUAUAGUUGUAAAUACGGAGGUAAUCUAUUCAUAGUGUUUUAAAGGGACAUACAGCAACGAUCACUUCAGAGAAGUGUCUUGAGAAGUUUGAGGUUUUUGGAAGUUUGACACUCUGGGAUCUAUCUGUAAAAGGUGCGCGAACAAUUUAAGGGACGCAGCUCUCGGAUGCACAAUGAAUUACAAACUGUCAGAAAUGCAACAUCUCAAGACGAGCAGCUCCGUCAUCGAGGCUGGACCCAGGACAUCUUUAACAGGAUGGACUCCAGGCUUACCGCGCUGCUGUAUGCACCAUGAAAGCACAUUAUAAACUGGAGUAACAGAGACCUGAAGGGGACACCUGUGUUAUUAUCCACUCUGACAUCUUAUCGUGUCCCUGAGUUAGACUUUGCUUGCUUCAGUUUCUGCUACAUGGUGUAUAAUUUUAACAUUACAACUAUUGAAGUCCUGUUAACUUGUUCCAACAGUGGGGAGCGGGAGCCAUUUUUCCCUGCGGCCCCGUCAUGAGUUAAUCUGGUACUGUGACUUGAUUCAUGCAAAGAGGCUGCUUUUAAUGAAACUGUGCAUCUGGAAAA
This is a messenger RNA of Stegastes partitus (bicolor damselfish), 2884 nucleotides long. It is a transcript of the gene slc16a10, whose product is annotated as solute carrier family 16 member 10. Lineage: Eukaryota; Metazoa; Chordata; Actinopteri; Pomacentridae. The transcript has 6 exons. Bases 158 to 1669 code for a protein of 503 amino acids. Gene Ontology annotation, molecular function: transmembrane transporter activity. Gene Ontology annotation, biological process: transmembrane transport. The record is from RefSeq and is a predicted model, not a curated record. Gene Ontology annotation, cellular component: basolateral plasma membrane.